This is a messenger RNA of Oryzias melastigma (Indian medaka), 5326 nucleotides long. Its product is annotated as 1-phosphatidylinositol 4,5-bisphosphate phosphodiesterase beta-4. Gene Ontology annotation, biological process: lipid metabolic process; phosphatidylinositol-mediated signaling. Lineage: Eukaryota; Metazoa; Chordata; Actinopteri; Beloniformes; Adrianichthyidae. Gene Ontology annotation, molecular function: phosphatidylinositol-4,5-bisphosphate phospholipase C activity; calcium ion binding. The record is from RefSeq and is a predicted model, not a curated record.
GGAGGAGGGGGGUUCCUGAUCAAAGCGCUCCGGGGCCGCUCAUUCUCCGCUGGAGGGCGAGUGGAGCGGGAGGAACGGGAGGAACGGGAGCACCGGGACGCUCCGGGACAGAGGAGAGGAAGCCCGCGCCCGCGCCGCCGCCGGACCCGCGCGCUCCGCACAGCUCCAACAUCACGCGAAGACAUGAGCGUCUCCCUCUGAGAGCGGAUGCUGAGCUGAGCGUUUCGGUGCCGUCCAGAGUCCCUGCAGUUUCUCGUGUCCAUCACCUGGUUCGUGAGCAGCCAUGACGAAGUCCUACGAGUUCAACUGGCAGAAGCAUCUGCCCGAGUUCAUGCAGGAAGGAGCCUCCUUUGACAGGUUUGACGAGGAUCCGUACCUGUUCGAGCCCAACUGUCUCGUGAGGGUGGACGAGUUCGGCUUCUUCAUCACCUGGAAGAACGAGGGGAAGGAGGGUCAGGUUCUGGAGUGUUCCUUGAUCAACAGCAUUCGGGUCGGAGCCGUCCCAAAGAAAUGGAUCGAAGGUUUGAGGUCGGUGAUCCACAACUUUAAAGCCAACAAUGUUUGUCCGAUGACGUGUUUAAAGAAACAUUGGAUGAAAAUGUGUUUCCUGACGAACGUAAACGGAAAGAUUCCUGUCAGAGGCAUCACACGAACCUUCGCGUCAGGGAAGACGGAGAAAGGGAUCUUCCAGGCUCUCAAGGAUCUGGGCCUCCCCAGUGGAAAGAACGACGAGAUCGAGCCGUCAGACUUCACCUUCGACAUGUUCUACGCCCUCACGCAGAAGAUCUGCCCUCGCACAGACAUAGAGGAGCUCUUCAAGAAAAUCAAUGGGAACAAAACUGAUUAUUUAACUGUAGACCAUUUAGUCAGCUUUCUGAAUGAAAACCAACGAGACCCCAGGCUGAACGAGAUUCUGUUUCCGUUCUACGACCCCAAGAGAGCCAUGCAGAUCAUUGAAAAAUAUGAGAGAGACGACGAGCUGAAGAAGAAAGGCCGCAUGUCCAGUGACGGAUUCUGUCGGUACCUGAUGUCUGACGAAAACGCUCCGGUGUUCCUGGACCGGCUGGAGCUGUAUCAAGAAAUGGACCAGCCGCUGGCGCACUACUUCAUCAGCUCCUCCCACAACACUUACCUGACCGGCCGACAGUUUGGAGGGAAGUCGUCCGUAGAGAUGUAUCGGCAGGUUCUUCUGUCUGGAUGCAGAUGUGUGGAGUUAGACUGCUGGGACGGCAAAGGAGAAGACCAGGAACCCAUCAUCACUCACGGCAAGGCCAUGUGCACGGACAUCCUGUUCAAGGACGUCAUCCAGGCCAUCAAGGAGACGGCUUUCGUCACGUCGGACUAUCCGGUCAUUUUAUCCUUUGAGAAUCACUGCAGUAAACCACAGCAGUACAAGAUGGCCAAGUACUGCGAGGAGAUCUUUGGAGACCUGCUCCUCAAACAGCCUCUGGAGAGCCACCCUAUUGAACCUGGGCGACCUUUACCCUCCCCGAAUGACCUGAAGAGGAAAAUUCUCAUCAAGAACAAGCGGUUAAAACCGGAAGUAGAGCAGAAACAACUGGAGGCCUUUAAAAAGCACAUGGAGGCGGGAGAGACCAACACCCCCGCCAUCAUCAUGGGAGAGGAGGACGACGCCGAGAACGGUGAGAAAGACGGCGAGGAGAAGGACUUGAACUCGGAGGCUCCCAGCAGUCUGUCCGAGAUGACCAGCGAGAUUCAGACCAACAGCGUUUCCCUCAAAGAGACCGUCGGCUCCAAGAAAGAGGAAGAGCAGAGCAACAGCAUCAAGAAGCUUCCUGAGGAUGAAGCCAUGGAAAUAUCGGAAGCGACCGACGCCACCGACAUCUCCGAGGCCUCCGACCAGGACAACAACAAGAAGGGCGGAGAGGUGGCGGAGGACUCGGAGGAGGCUCUGAUCGCUCAGUACACCUACGAAGGAGCCACCACAAACAUCCACCCGUUCCUCUCAGCCAUGGUCAACUAUGCACAACCCGUCAAGUUCCAGAGCUUCGACGUGGCGGAGGAGCGGAACAUCCACUAUAACAUGUCGUCUUUUAACGAGUCGGUGGGGUUGGGUUACCUGAAGACGAACGCCAUCGAGUUCGUCAACUACAACAAACGUCAGAUGAGUCGCAUCUACCCCAAAGGAGGCCGCGUGGACUCCAGCAACUACAUGCCUCAGAUCUUCUGGAACGCCGGCUGCCAGAUGGUCUCCCUCAACUUCCAGACUCCAGAUCUGGCCAUGCAGCUGAACCAGGGGAAGUUCGAGUACAACGGCUCAUGCGGGUACCUGCUGAAGCCGGAUUUCAUGCGGCGGUCAGACAGGAUGUUUGAUCCCUUCUCGGAGACGCCGGUGGACGGUGUCAUCGCAGCGACCUGCAGCGUUCAGGUGUUCUCGGGUCAGUUUCUGUCGGACAAAAAGAUCGGCACCUACGUGGAGGUGGACAUGUACGGCCUGCCGACCGACACCAUCCGCAAGGAGUUCCGCACGCGCAUGGUGAUGAACAACGGGCUGAACCCCGCCUACAACGAGGAGCCCUUCGUCUUCAGGAAGGUGAUCCUGCCGGAUUUGGCGGUGCUGCGCAUCGCCGUCUACGACGACAACAACAAGCUGAUCGGCCAGCGCAUCCUGCCCCUGGACGGCCUGCAGGCCGGCUACCGCCACAUCUCGCUGAGGAACGAGGGCAACAAGCCGCUCUCGCUGCCCACCGUCUUCUGCCAAAUCAUCCUCAAGACCUACGUGCCGGACGGCUUCGGAGCCAUCGUGGACGCUCUGUCCGACCCAAAGAAGUUCCUGACCAUCGCAGAGAAGAGGGCCGACCAGAUGAAGGCGUUGGGGAUCGACACGAACGACAUCGCUGAUGUUCCCAGUGGAAACUCAAAGAACGACAAGAAAGGGAAGGGGAAAGGGGACACGGUGAAGGCCAGCGUGACCCCCCAGGCCAGCUCCGACAUGGCCCAGACCUCCAACUCAGCGCAGAACAACACGUCCGAGAGCAAAAAGGAUGCAACAUUAGUGCCUAAUGCGAGCAUUGAGGACCUUAAACAAACUAAGGCCUACCUAAAGCUGAUGAAAAAGCAGCAGAAGGAGCUGAACGUGUUAAAGAAGAAGCAUUCAAAGGAUCAAAACGUCAUGCAGAAAGCUCACUGCACCCAGGUGGACAAGAUGGUGUCGCUGCACGAGAAAGAGAAGUCCACUCUGGAGAAACUUCUGGAGAAAGCCGUGAAGAAGCGAGGAGAGAAUAACUGCCAGGAGCUGAAGAAAGAGACAGAAGAUAAGAUCCAGAUGCUGGUCACAGACCAUAAAGUGAAGGUGAAGGAAAUCACCGCGCAGCACACCAAGGAGUGGUCCGAGCUGAUCAGCGGCCACAGCAACGAGGAGCAGGAGAUGAAGGACGCUCACGUCAUGCAGCAGUGCGAGCUCCUCAAGAAGCUGCUGAGCAACAACCAGGAGCAGCAGACGUCCCAGCUGAAGCUCAUCCACGAGAGGCAGAGUAAAGAGAUGCGCGCCAACCAGGCCAAAGUGUCCAUGGAGAACAGCAAAGCCAUCAGCCAGGACAAGACCAUCAAGAACAAGGCGGAGCGGGAAAGGAGAGUCCGGGAGUUAAACAGCAGCAACACCAAGAAAUUCCUGGAUGAGAGGAAAAGGCUGGCUAUGAAGCAUCAGAAGGAGAUGGAGCAGCUGGAGAAGAACCAGAGGGAACAGUUGGAGAAACUGGAGAAGUUCAACGAGCAGCUUUUGAAAUCCCAUCAUGCAAACAAACAGGUUAAAGGCCAAGGACAUCCAGCAGAUGGUGAAGUUAGAGGAGGAGAUGGACCGCAGACCUGCCACGGUGGUGUGAGCGACUGAGCGCGCACGCCGCCGCACGCCCACACAGGUCACAGAGGCACUUCCCCCCCAGACGCCCUCUAAAGAGUCCAGAGAGGAAAUCAUCUGAAAAUAACUCCCACUUUGUCCCUUUUCUUUGAUUUCUUCUGCUUACUCAAACUCAAGUCACCUUCGCUGGUCUUUCAUCAAACUUUUUUGCCACUGAGCCAUCGCUGCUUAACGCUAGAGGGGUCAACCACUUCUGGAGAAGCAAACUCCUCCAUCGGACGACAAAAAAAUAAAUAAAAGCUUCUGUUUUUUUUUGGAGAAGAGAGAAAAAGUGUCAAAAAUCUGCACAAACGUUGAGCGAUACACUGUACACUCCUGUCCUGAGCACUUUCUAUGUGAUAGUUUGUCAGAAAAGAUGUGGAAAUGUAGCACUACUGUAGUUUGUUUUUUUCUUUCCAUUACGAAUGUAUUUAAGGAAGAAAAUUCUGUGUGAUAGAGACGACCCCCCCCAUUGCAAAAACACUUUAAAGGUGAUAAAUGGAAACUUUUGCACUUGAAUCCUGAAAAAAAUCCCAGUUUGCAGGAGUUAAAAAACAAUAAAUGUAAAAAAACGGGUAAAUUAUCUACCAAAAAAGACAAAACAUGGCCGCCUGGUUUUGCACUCAUAUCAGAGUGAAUCUCUCUGAUCUAAUCCAAAACCUGUCUAACUCCACAGUGAUUAAAGUUCGACUCUUGGCUGCACUUUAACCCUCUUUUCCUCCCUUUCGAUCAGGAGAUCCCUAAAUCCGGUUAAACCGAUGUUUUGACGUUCAUGGAGCACUUGUAGGAGCUUUAUUUUUAAAUUAGAAUCCCAAUCGACUCCAGGUUUUAUUGUACAUACUGGAAUGUAAGCGGGCGACUUUCUUCUGUUUUCUGAUUUUUGGUGGUUAAAGGGCUCGGGGAUGAAGUGGGUCUUUGAGGGGGGGGGGGUCUGACUUGCUCUUUUUUUGUUUACCGACCCCCCCACACAACACAACCUAAAGCUUUCACCACAUAUCUGAGGUAAAGUGCUUUUAAAGUUGAUCCAUGGCUUUCAGGUGUGCCACUCUGUGUCUGUUUAGAAACUAUUUUACGGAGGAUAAAAAUGCCAAAUUAAGGGGUUAUUUGUAUGAAGGAAUAUAUCAAUUUAUAUAUAUUAUAUUUAAAUAUAUAUAUAUAUUAGAUAAUGCGUAGUUUAAGGUUAUGUUAGAGGCUUUUUUGCACUAGUUUCUGUGGUUAAAUGUUGGCUGGAGUUUGUCUAAAAAGCAGAUUAUUUUUGCAGAGCGACAUCACUGAUUUCAUUUCCUGGUUUCUACUGUAUCUCCUCUUUAUUUUCUAUUUGAAUUGUAGCUCAUCAGCAGACAUUGUGUGUGUUUUUGUAUUUAUAUUGUACUGUUGGACUUAUAGCAAUGAAAAUACUGUUGUAAUCCAGCUCCUUUAAUACUGUUUUAUAGUCUGUGUAUCAAUAAAUCCAGGUGUAAAACAACUGGA